AAUCACACGUAUUGUAGGAUUCCUUUGGGUUUCCGGCGAGAUGUCUGCGUGUGAACAGUUAUCGCCGGAGCCGCCGCCAUCUGCUUGACUUCCGCCGAGAUCGGAUUUUUUUAUCAGCUCCGGUGACUCUGUCACCGCCGGGAUCUGUCAUGGUUUUACGGAAAUUAUGAUUAUCCUAAAUUGAUGGAUAGGAUGAAGAACAGUUGGAAGGAUCGAAUUUGGAUUUUAGUUGAAAUGAUGACGUAUAGGAGCUCUUCAAACUGCAGGUUUUGAUUUUGGGGUAUAGAUAACGUGUUUUUUAGAGAAUUCAAGGUGCACACUGCACAGAAAGAUUAUGAGAAAAAUGGUUAAGAUUCUGACAGAAGCUGCUAAGUACUUGUUGUAAGCUUAAACCACUUUUUCUCAGAUAAUUUAUUACAGGAACAAGAAGAACUAGAAGAAGGAAGUGGGGUAGAAAGGAUGAAGGGGAAGGGAGGAGAUUUUGAUGGUAAACUCACAUACUCAUCCAACGAUUCUCUUCUUCCUGGACUAUACGAUGAUGUAGCUCUUAUUUGUCUUGCGUGGGCGUGUAGAUUCGAUUAUGCUUCCCUAUCCUGCUUAAAUGUGAGGUUUAAUUUGCUUAUGAAGAGUGGGUAUCUAUAUGAGUUAAGGAAACAAUUGGGGAUCAUAGAGCAUUGGGUGUAUAUGGUUUGUGAUCCCAGGGGAUGGGAGGCAUUUGAUCCAACUAGCAAGAAGUGGAUGAGAUUGCCUAAAAUCCCUUGUGAUGAAUGUUUUAAUCAUGCAGAUAAGGAAUCUUUAGCUGUGGGUAGUGAAUUGCUGGUUUUUGGUCGCGAACUGUUUGAAUUUGCUAUAUGGAAGUACAGUUUAAUUCACCGGAAUUGGGUGAAAUGUGAGGGAAUGAGUCAUCCUCGUUGUUUAUUUGGGUCAGGGAGUUUUGGGAUGGUUGCCAUUGUUGCAGGAGGUAGUGAUCAGAAUGGGAACAUUCUGAAAUCUGCAGAGCUAUACGAUUCAUCGACUGGUAGAUGGGAGAUGUUGCCCAAUAUGCACUCGCCACGUAGAUUAUGCUCGGGUUUUUUCAUGGAUGGAAAGUUUUAUGUGAUAGGAGGAAUGACAAGUCCGAAUGAUUCAUUAACUUGUGGAGAGGAACUUGAUCUUAAGACGAAGAAAUGGAGGAAAAUCGACGGGAUGUACCCUAACAUAAACAGGGCUGCCCAGGCACCUCCUCUUGUGGCAGUAGUUGCUAAUCAACUUUAUGCUGUUGAGUACCUAAGCAACAUGGUCAAGAAGUACGAUAAAGAGAAGAACUCAUGGGAUGUUCUGGGAAGACUUCCAGUCAGGGCUGAUUCUUCAAAUGGUUGGGGUUUAGCCUUCAGAGCCUGUGGGGAAGAACUUCUGGUGGUGGGUGGACAAAGGGGACCAGAGGGUGAAGCCAUUGUUCUUAACUCAUGGAGUCCCAAAUCAGGGGUCAAAAAUGGCGUCUUGGAUUGGAAGGUUAUUGGGGUGAAGGAACAUGCUGGUGUAUUUGUCUACAACUGUGCUGUGAUGGGCUCUUGAAGCCCUAACCACAGGUUUUUUUUCCCCUUGAAAUUAUCUGAUUAACCUGUUCCUUUUUCAUCUGGGGUUCUCUUCCUUUUCUUUAUUUUGUGUACUUUAUUCUGUGUCAAUAAACUGCAAAGGUGUAUCUAGUUUUUAGUUGUAUGUUACUGCUACACUUCUGCUGAUCCCAUAUCAACAACAUGCAUUUCUC
This is a messenger RNA of Cynara cardunculus var. scolymus (artichoke), 1747 nucleotides long. Its product is annotated as F-box/kelch-repeat protein At5g60570-like. The coding region runs from base 460 to 1554 and encodes 364 amino acids. The record is from RefSeq and is a predicted model, not a curated record. Gene Ontology annotation, cellular component: nucleus. Gene Ontology annotation, molecular function: protein binding. The transcript has 2 exons. Lineage: Eukaryota; Viridiplantae; Streptophyta; Magnoliopsida; Asterales; Asteraceae.